AACUCCUCAGCAAACAGUGCUCAGGACAUUUUCUGUGACCUCCUCUGCCUCAAAUGUCCAUGGCUCACCAGCCACACAGGCCUGGACUGACUCUGCUUUCAAGGUACCGCUUCCAGAUUCUCCCUGGCCCAUCUCAGUUUCAGAGGGAGGUCAUUCAUUCCAAUGGGAUGUGACAGGUGCCAUCUUCAGGCGUCUGGCUCUGCUCCCAGCGGCAGAGACUAUUGCUGACUACAAAUCCCCUGAAUGCCAUGCUGGUCUGAAGAGAGCAAGCCCUAGGAUGAACAGAUGACCUUUCAAGAGCCCACGAACCCAAGGUGGGAUGACAGAAUGAUAUAAUGGGACGGGCCCUGGACUAGAGGGCUGGACACUUGGCUUCUAGUCCCAUUUCAGCUACUAACUUGCUGGACGAUGUUGGUGAACGUCCUGGGAGGAGCCCCAGGACACAAUCCGGACCGCAGGACGAAGAUGGUAUCAAUACACAGUCUGUCGGAGCUGGAGCGUCUGAAGCUGCAAGAGACUGCUUACCACGAACUCGUGGCCAGACAUUUCCUCUCUGAAUUCAAACCUGACAGAGCUCUACCUAUUGACCGUCCAAACACCUUUGAGAAGUGGUUUCUGAUUCUGAGAGGACAGCAGAGGGUCGUAUCACUGAAGACAUUUGGCAUUCGUCUGGAAGAGGUGCUGGUGAACGAGCUUACCCGCCGCAAGCAUCUUGAACUAACAGCCGCGAUGCAGAUUGAGGAAUCCACCGGUCAGGCUGCGGGCCGUCGUCGGGGAAAUGUGGUGCAAAGGAUGUUUGGCCGCAUCAGGCGCUUUUUCAGUCGCAGGCGGGAUGAGCCCUCCUUGCCCCGGGAGUUUACUCGCCGCGGGCGUCGAGGUGCAGUCUCUGUGGACAGCCUGGCUGAACUGGAGGACGGGGCUCUGCUGCUGCAGACCCUGCAACUUUCCAAGAUUUCCUUUCCAAUUGGCCAGCGACUUCUAGGAUCCAAAAGGAAGAUGAGCCUCAAUCCGAUUGCUAAACAAAUCCCCCAGGUUGUUGAGGCUUGCUGCAGCUUCAUUGAAAAACAUGGCUUAAGCACGGUGGGGAUUUUCACCCUGGAAUACUCAGAGGAGAGAGUGCGUGAGCUCCGUGAAGAAUUUGAUCAAGGGCUCGACGUCGUGUUGGAUGACACUCAGAACGUACAUGAUGUGGCUGCACUCCUCAAGGAGUUUUUCCGUGACAUGAAGGACUCUCUGCUGCCAGAUGAUCUGUAUAUGUCCUUCCUUCUGACAGCGACUCUAAAGCCACAGGAUCAGCUUUCUGCCCUGCAACUGCUGGUUUAUCUGAUGCCACCUUGCCAUAGUGACACCCUGGAGCGUCUGCUGAAGGCCCUGCAUAAAAUCACUGAGAAUUGCGAGGACUCCAUUGGCAUUGAUGGACAAUUGGUUUCAGGCAACCGUAUGACUUCUACCAAUUUGGCUCUGGUGUUUGGAUCUGCUCUGCUGAAGAAGGGAAGAUUUGCCAAGAGGGAGUCCAGGAAGACAAGACUGGGGAUUGACCACUAUGUUGCUUCUGUCAAUGUGGUCCGUGCCAUGAUUGAUAACUGGGAUAUCCUCUUCCAGGUGCCUCCCCAUAUUCAGAAGCAGGUUGCUAAGCGCGUGUGGAAAUCCAGUCCUGAAGCCUUGGAUUUUAUCAGACGCAGGAAUUUGAGGAAGAUCCAGAGUGCACGCAUAAAGAUGGAAGAGGAUGCUUUACUAUCUGAUCCAGUGGAAAAUUCUGCUGAAGUCCGGGCUGCUGUCCUUGCUCAGAGCAAGCCCUUUGAUGAAGGUUCCUCUGAGGAGCCAGCUGUGCCUCCCGGCACUGCCCGUUCCCAUGACGAUGAGGAAGGAGCGGGUAACCCCCCCAUUCCAGAGCAAGACCGCCCAUUGCUCCGUGUGCCCCGGGAAAAGGAGGCCAAAACUGGCAUCGGCUACUUCUUUCCUUAGAUGUUUUUCCUUCUAUAAGGUGCCGGACAGGGGAAAAGGGUGGGGGUAGACCUGGGAUGUCACAGGAAACAUUGAGGAGAAUGUUGAAGGUAAAGAUCUGAGGGUAAGAAGGAUUUUCACCUGAUGCUCGGGUCAGGCUGAGAAUUCCAAACUCACUGCCAGCCCCUUCACUGGGGAUGUUUGGUCCCUUUAGCCAGCAAAAGCAGAGAUGUUUCCGUGUCAUGCCCAGGCUCCCUGGUGCUACCUUGCCUUUCUCUUUUACCCCUGAUCUUGGCUUUUCCACAGUGCAGCCCUUCCUUUAAUUGAUGUGACAUUUGUGGUAAAUACCUUCUCCCAGAGAAGCUCACAAAUCUCGAGGUGCUUUCCCUCCCCCCAAAAGGGAAUUGCAUGUUUUUCCUGACUUUCCUUCCCUCCUCCCGAGAGCUCAAUUGGAAAGGCCCUCAAGAGGCAUGCUAGGACGUAGGUCAGCCUACUGAUAGCUG
Molecule: messenger RNA, 2447 nt
Organism: Mustela erminea (ermine)
Lineage: Eukaryota; Metazoa; Chordata; Mammalia; Carnivora; Mustelidae
Gene: ARHGAP36
Product: Rho GTPase activating protein 36
Exons: 12
Coding region: 409-1965 (518 amino acids)
Biological process (GO): signal transduction
Source: RefSeq, a predicted model, not a curated record